AUACCCGGCCAGGACCUCAUUUGUCUUUUUAAUGGUAAAUUUGCUGGGACUUUUUUGAAAAGGAGAAAACUGAAAUCAAGUAAAGCCAUCUAAUUACUUAAUGUAUGAGAGUAAGCCUCACAGAAGAUUGAGUUAUGCCCCCAACUGUGGUUUUCAUAAGGCUACCCCUGUUGGUUAUUAGCUCCUACUCCCAAUAAGUUUAUUUUUGUUAUUGGUAACAUUCUUUGGAAUUUGAAAACUGACACUUUGUGUUACACAGUUUUCCUUUCUUACCAAUUUGGAUGCUUUAAUUAAGGCAAUUAUUAGGGUCAAGUUCUUGACCAAUUAGAAUGCUAUUGGAAAUUCUCUUAGAACAUUUGGGGGGCAAAUUCAAUUUAGAGAAAAGUUCAUGUUUCAAUUUAGAGAAAAGUUCAUGUUGAAAAUAUUUAUAUACAUGUACAUUUUCUGGGGAGUGAGUCCAUAAAUCCAUAGCUUUUUUUCUUCCAGAUUUCAAAAGAUGUGGCUUAUUCAGAAAAUGUUAAAAACUGUUUGUGUCAUUAAAUUACCUGAUUAUGCAACUAGUUAGCAUACUGAGCAUAUAAUAUGUACUCAACACAUGUUAACUAUUGUUAAUAUCCAGUAUCUACUGUGUGCCCAGGCAAGAGUAGAGAGGAAAUGGCAUCAAAGAAUUAGGCUGGAUCAUGUAGGAUUUUAUAGGGCAUGGUAGGUACAAAUUCACGAAUUUAGCUGGGAAGAAGUCCUUUAAGCUGAAGAGUGACAUGAACUAAUUGGCAUUUAAAAAAAAAAUCAGUUCUGGCUGCUUUGUGGACAAUAGAUUUGGGGGUAGGGAGGAAAAGGGAUAAGAAUGGGAAAAGGGAGACCUGUUAAGAGGUUAUUGCAGUCGUCCAGGAGAGAAAUCAUGGUUUCUUGGUUAAUUAAUUUGGUUUUUGGGUGUAUUUUGGAGAUGGUAAUUAGUGGAUUUACUAAUGGAGGGUUAUGGAAGGGUGAAGGAAAGAGAGGCAUAAAGAAUAGGUGGUAUCUGGGUUUUUGAGAACUGGGGUUUGUGGUAGUGCUAUUUCUUGAGACAUAGAGGACUGGGAGAGUAUGCUUUUGAACAUAUUAGAAUUAAGGGAUUUUUCACAUGUGUAAAUGGAGAGAGAUGUCAAGUAUUAGUUAGAUACAUAACUCUGAAGUUCAGAGAAAGACUGGGCCUGGAAAUAUAAAUAUGGAGUCAUUGGCACAGUAAAGGCUGCGGGACUAGAUGAGAUCUUCUCAUGAGACUUUAGGUGUAGAGAGUGAAGCCAGUUUAGGAUGGGGCCUCAGUGAAAGAGGAGACUGAGGAAAAGGGAUCAGGGAGGAAGGAGAAAAACCAGCAUAGUGGUUUUACAGAAGCCGGAGGUGGAGUGUUUCAAGGAGAGUGGUCAGUGUGAAAGCUGCAAAGAGGUCACAUAGGAGAAAACCGAGAAGUGACCACUGGAUUUAGCAACAUAGGUCAUAGAUAACCUUGACGACAACAGUUUCCAUGCAUAUAGGAACAGAAGCCUGAUUGUCAUGGGUUAAGGAGAGAAUGUGAGGUGAGGACGUAGAGGCAGCAAGAUAGACAGACAACUCAAGCACUUUUGAGAGAAGGAGUGGGGAGAUAAUGGAGUCAAGGAAGAGCUUUUUCAAAGAAGGGAAAUUCUAGAGCAGGUUUGCUUGCUGUUGAGUAUGAAGCAGUAGAGAUGGUAGAAACUGACUGUGCAAGAAAGAUAUUAUUACUCAUGAUAUUUUUGUCAGAGCAAGAGAAGAUGGAAUUCAGAACCCUAGCAGAGGAGUUCGUCUUGAGAGCAGGGACACUUGGUUGUAACUGGAGGAAAGUCUAAGAGUAUGAGUGAAGGUGCAGGGACGGAUCUGGAAGCAUCUUUAUUAAGUUUUGAAAAACUUGAUCGUGCCUCACCAGAUCUUUGGCCAGAACAAUUACCAGGUGUUGCUGAAUUUGCAGCUUCUUUCAAAAGUCCUAUUACUAGCUCGCCACCCAAAUGGAUGGCUGAAAUAGAACGUGAUGAUAUCGACAUGUUGAAAGAACUGGGGAGCCUCACCACUGCUAAUUUGAUGGAGAAGGUACGAGGCCUACAGAACCUGGCCUAUCAGCUGGGGCUAGAUGAGUCCAGAGAAAUGACACGGGGGAAAUUCCUCAACAUUCUAGAGAAACCCAAGAAGUAGCCCAGCUGUGGACAGGAUGUCCCGGGGGCUGGAACCACGCUCCACUCCCAGUGCAGCUCUGAUGAUGCGCACCUCACUGCUUCCUGGCGAGAGGCUGGAGGGUGCUCCUCCAGGGCUGACCCUCUCCCCUGCUCCUGGUACUCUGCGCUUUGAGGACAUUCGGCAGCAAGAGAAGAAUCUGUUCCACCCAAUGGUCAAUGCAGUUAUUCAGUCUGCUUCCAGACUUUGACCAUCUCCAUCUCAGAUGUUGGUAACACCAGAGGGCAUAUCAUCCUUAAAGGUCAAAGUCCUGCUUUCUUGUUUCUGGAAGUGAUUCAGGAGCCCCAGGAUCUUACAGUUGAUUUGAUUCAGUGAUGGCAAAGCCCAUUGUGACAGAGAUUGCAUGAGUUGUACUUGAUCUCUUAGGGAGUAUUUAUGAUGCAAGGAGCCCAGAGACCAAUUAGAUUCUGGACCAGACCAUGCAGGUUAACCUGUGAACUCUCCAGUGUAUACUAGGUUCUAAGAAUCCCCAGCUGGAGAAACCAGAAUCUUCUAGAAAUGAUGCCUGCUUUUAAAAUUCUACACCUCUCAUGGUAGUCCCAUACCCUAAGCCUCCCAUUCCCCACCUCCUAGCUCCCACCAUCCAUGCUGACUCCAGAGAAGGGGAUCCUUGCAUAUCAAGUCCCUCUUGGGAGUAGUUUGUGUAGUGAAAGGCCGUGCACAGUUGCAUUAGACCUCAAGACCAAUUUAAAGGUGACAGAAAGGACUUUUGAGUUCUAGUUAAGCUGUUACAGAUUCAAGUGAGACAGUAUGGCCUGAAGAUAGGAAGAGGGGGUUGACUGUAGGAGUUUGAUUUGAUUAACAACUAGAAACUCUGAUUGACCUUACAGGAUUGUGCGUGCUGUGCAAUGAUGGCAGUGUUCCCCCCUGCCCCCCUCUCACAGCACAUAUCACCCAUAGGACAGGAACACACAUGAAAGGAAAAGAGAAUUUCCUGACUUAAAUAUAACUCUUAUGGAGUGUUUGCCAAUUAUGUGUCUCUGUUAAAACCUGAAAAUCUAGCUUAUGCGUUGUAGUGACUACACAUGUUCUCCAUAUUUUGUCUUACAAGCCUCUAACGUUUUGAAAAAUACACGGAGUGUCCUGAACUUUAUGAAAAGAACAUCCAUGUGACAGUAGUAUGAUAGUGUUUUGAUACAAGGAAAAUCGUGGUCAGGUUUUUGGCCCUGAGCCUGUGCAAGGGCGCGGCACUAUUCACUUUAAUAGUUGUUCCGUUAACCAUAACAUGUGCCUUGUUUCCCAGCUAGAAUUAAUGUUGGAUUUUUCUCUCAUUUGUGCCAUUUGACCAUCCAUGCAAUUCUACUUACUGACAAGAAGGAAAAAAUUGAACACAGGAUAAAAGGGAUGAGUAUGGGAUGGAAGCAUUCUGCCUGGAAUUAUAGAAGGUUAGGCUGGAGAGGCUUUGAGUUUAAGUGAAUCUUAUUAUUGACAUUCCUUUAUCAUAAAUAUGGUUGAAGAGUCUGCAUAUGCACACAAAAAAUAGUGGCAUAAUAGCAAACUCUUCCUUUUGAGAGUUGAUGACGUCAAACGGGGAAAUUAAGAAAUAUAUGGAGCGUAUUGGGAUACCUCCCCCAAACCAACUUGUCUGUAACCUGAACCUAUGUAAUUGGUUUUUGGUCUGCUUUGACUCUUUCUUUUACUGUCAUAGUAGUCACCAGCACUUAAUGUAAGUAGAUAUUUUAGAAUUGUGAUAUUUAUUGGUUUUAUAUUUGUCGUCCUCAGGGAUGUUAAUGUUGUGUUUUUAUAUUGAUAAUGUAAAUGUAUGUACUAUGUGUGCAUGAAUGUAUUUCAGGGUGUUGGAAGGUUGUACUUUGUAUAUAAUGUCUUCUGUGUCGUCAUAAUAAAUAUGUCCCUUUUA
Messenger RNA from Myotis myotis, 4078 nucleotides. It is a transcript of the gene LIN52, whose product is annotated as lin-52 DREAM MuvB core complex component. Lineage: Eukaryota; Metazoa; Chordata; Mammalia; Chiroptera; Vespertilionidae. Bases 1846 to 2181 code for a protein of 111 amino acids. Gene Ontology annotation, cellular component: DRM complex. Gene Ontology annotation, biological process: regulation of DNA-templated transcription. The transcript has 6 exons. The record is from RefSeq and is a predicted model, not a curated record.